AUGAACAGCUACGUUCUUCUCAUCGCCUUGGUGGUUGCCUUCGGAGGCUUUGUCUUUGGAGUUGACUCGGGGAUCAUUGCGACAACACUCGGUCAUAAAACAUUUGCUGUGUACAUGUACGGCCCGUCAGCUAAAAAUGCAUCAUUGACUGGCGCUAUCGUGUCGGUCUAUAAUGCUGGCCAAGCUGUCGGAACUUUCAUUACCGGAUACAGCGCCGACAAAUUCAGUCGUAGAUGGACCAUCUGUGCUGCUGGAAUGAUUGCAACCUUCGGGGCGGCGUUGCAGACUGCAGCUCAAAACGUAGGCAUGAUGAUUGCAGGAAGGUUCUUCGCCGGUCUUGCCUGUGGCAUGAUUCUCUCAGUUGUACCGGUAUACAUAGCUGAAGUCUCACCACCCAAGAACAGAGGUUUCAUUGUUGGUCUUCAAGGCAUGAUGAUCUCCAUUGGGUUCAUGGCUGCGAACUGGAUCGGCUAUGCAGGAGGGUUUGCUUCCGGAAAUUCUCAAUGGAGAAUUCCUCUAGCUAUGCAAAUGCCAGGAGCAAUCUUGCUAUCUAUUGGAUGUUUCUUCAUCCCUUAUACUCCACGUUGGCUAGUUGGAAAUGAGAGAUAUGAUGAAGCUAGGGCAGUCAUCGUCCGUCUUCACGGAGACUCAUCCGAAGUCUUCCUCGCCCAAGAAUUCACGCAGAUCCAUGACCAAAUCCUCCUCGAGCGUGAAGGGCGAAACACAAACGCCCUCAUAUCCAUCAAGAACCUCUUUUCUCGCCGCUAUAUCCGCCGCACUGCUACCGCAUGUUUCAUCCUAAUGAUGGGUCAGCUCAGCGGCUCGACAGUCAUCCAGAACUACCAGAGCAUUUUCUACGCGUCGGUGGGAUACACCGGGCGUACUUCGCUGCUCAUCAGCGGCAUCUACGGCUUCAUGGGAGUAUUCGGACAGAUUGCUUACCUGUGCUUUGUUGCGGACAAAUGGCUUAGAACAAGAACACUUUGGAUUGGAUCUGCUUUCCUCUGUAUCAUGAUAAGUCUCAUCAUGGCAUUGUCAGCCGAAUUUCCCUCUGGAACCAAAGACCCAUCUGGUCCCCGUGCCGCAAUUGCAUUCAUCUUCAUCUACUCCUUCGGCUACGCGCUCUUCUUCAACGCCAUGGUGUGGGUUGUUCCCGUCGAACUCUUCCCAUUCUUCCUUCGUAGCAAAGGUCUCGGGCUUGGCGUAUUCUGCAAAGCUGUCGUUGCAAUCGUGCUCGCUCAAAUUACGCCCAUCGCCAUCCAGCAUGUCGGCUGGAAGUACUAUUCCUUGUUCAUUGCUAGCAACUUUAUUGCGGGGUUUAUAUACUAUUUCUUUUUGCCAGAGACGAAGGGAAAGAGUCUCGAAGAGAUCGCGGAAUUGUUUGGUGAUGCCUUGGCGACAGAGCAGCUGGAAGAUAUUGAUACUAGUGGAAAGGAGGGAAUGAUGGUUCGGGGAGAGGCGAAGCAUGUCGAGUCGGCACUCUAAACGCUCCAAUGCAAGUGGGAUCCAGAGACAAGUGGGCCAGAACGCUCCUUACUACUUGUAAUCAUCCCUACCUCGAAUCUAAAAAAUCACUUAUCUGCUCGGUCCCUCGUUGAGGGCAGAAAAGAGGC
Messenger RNA from Hyaloscypha bicolor E, 1613 nucleotides. Its product is annotated as putative hexose carrier protein. Bases 1 to 1485 code for a protein of 494 amino acids. The transcript has 6 exons. Gene Ontology annotation, cellular component: membrane. The record is from RefSeq and is a predicted model, not a curated record. Gene Ontology annotation, molecular function: carbohydrate:proton symporter activity. NCBI's taxonomy places the organism in Eukaryota, Fungi, Ascomycota, Leotiomycetes, Helotiales, Hyaloscyphaceae. Gene Ontology annotation, biological process: carbohydrate transport; transmembrane transport.